AUGGACAUAAAAAUCUUCGAAUCAUGGGAGUAUAUUUUCAGCGAACUUAUUCAACGAAAUUCUAAACUAACUGAAAAGGUCAGUCAACUUGAAAAACAAGUCCAUCAAUUAGCUGAGCAAAAUGUACAAAUCCAAGAUUUACAGAAGACGAACAAGGAAUUACAGCAAAAGUUUGAUGAGCAUAUUCUGCAAUGUUCGGACGAAAAGUCUAAGCACGACAAAUCCGAUAGCAUAAAGAAGUUAGAAGAAAGUGCUACUCAUUUCAAUAAUUGUGUUAUUCAACUAGCUUCUCGAAUGAACAGCAACUCAUUUCAAAUCAAGACACUGGAAACUGAAAAUAAGCUAUUAAAGCAGCAUUCUCAAAUGUUAACAGAACAAUUCAAUGAGUUACGUGAGAAAUCAGAUUCAUCGGCAAGUUCAAAUGAUAAACAGCCACAAACUUCUGCGGAAGAUUCAGUGGAUGAAGAUAACGUAACAACUACUGACAGUGGAUCGGUCAAGAAAUACUCUCAGCUAGAAGGAGUCGACGAGAGUCUUCAUGAUAGAUUAAAUAUGAUCGAAGAGGAAGAUUAUGCAAAUUUAGAAAUCACACGAAGAAGCGACAACAGCUCAAUCUUGAAUCUAGAUGGAUGGAUACUGUCUGAUGAAGAUAUGAGAGCCAAUAUUUACCAAUUAUGGAAUAUGGACGAUUUAUACACAGGACUUGUUCUUGAUCAUAAUCACAUUACGCAAAGUGGUGCUUUACUAUUAGCGGAAAUCUUAUCCGUCAAGAAUAGAUUAACACUAUUGUCUUUAUCUUACAAUAACAUAUCCGAUGAAGGUGUGCAUGCUCUGGCUAAAACUCUCUCAAACGAGAGAAGUUCUCUGUCAGAAUUGUAUCUUGGUUAUAAUGGAAUUACUGACAUAGGUGCAAAUCAUCUUGCUCAAAUGCUGAUGAAAAAUAAAUCGAUAACACAUCUGUAUCUGUCUGGAAAUCGUAUCACUGAUAGCGGUCUGCAAAUACUAGCUGAGGCAAUUGAAAAACACAAUUCAACAAUUCAAGUUUUAUCUUUAGAUUCUCAGAAGUGUAUAACUAAUAAGAGUGUCGAUUAUCUUCUACAGAUGAUACGAAAUCAUCCAUCGCUGGAGAAACUCUAUUUAACUAAUUGUAAUCUAUCUCAAAAGGAUAAAGAGAGACUUUCGAAAGUACAGCAGUACAAUGCAAAUUUUCAAAUAAUUCUGUAA
Adineta ricciae is the source of this 1224-nucleotide messenger RNA. NCBI's taxonomy places the organism in Eukaryota, Metazoa, Rotifera, Eurotatoria, Adinetida, Adinetidae. The record is from the annotation of a GenBank genome assembly.